This is a messenger RNA of Penaeus vannamei (Pacific white shrimp), 1635 nucleotides long. Its product is annotated as 4-galactosyl-N-acetylglucosaminide 3-alpha-L-fucosyltransferase FUT6. Gene Ontology annotation, molecular function: fucosyltransferase activity. NCBI's taxonomy places the organism in Eukaryota, Metazoa, Arthropoda, Malacostraca, Decapoda, Penaeidae. Gene Ontology annotation, cellular component: membrane. The record is from RefSeq and is a predicted model, not a curated record.
UGCAUACGACUUCGAAGGGGGCAGGUCGUCGCCGUUCGCCUCUCCGUCUGGCUGCCAGCGUCGCGUUUAACUUUACCAUUAUCUUUAUCAUUUUUAUCGUUACUGUUAUCAUAAUUAUCUUUAUUAUCAUAAUUAUUAUUGUUGUUAUUAUCAUUGUUAUGAAUCAGGGAGUGGUUUUCGGUCGUUUUGUCGUGCGGAGCGAAAGGAAAUGGUCACCGAUGACUGCUCGGUGCAUCUCAGAACGGACCGAAACAGACUAAAAAUGCCACGAGAACCAAACAACUUUAUCCCGAGGAGACGAUGCAGGCCAACAGCGUCCCUCCUCGCAAGAACUAGAAUGAGCUUUUCGCGGUGCCUGGACUCUUCCAAGAAGCGGCACUGUGCCAUCGUCCUCCUCUGCGCGCUCUCCACGCUCGCCCUCACCCUCAGACUGAGCAGCCCGACUGAUCCGCGGGCGGUGACCGGCUUCCCAGAAGAACGAGGGAGCUAUGUGUCGUGGAGGAACCUCUCUCGAAAGCAGGUCGACAGCCUCUCCGUCCUGGGCAGGAGGAUGUUCCUUCAGGAGGACGUGGGGACGCCUCAGGACAGGAACUUCACCAUCCUCUUGUGGCAUUACGUUGAAUUCACGGAAAAGAGGUUGAUCUACCGCUUCGGAGACGUCAAGGUGGAUCCGUUCGACGACUGCUCCGUCCACAACUGCCGCAUCACCUACGAAGAGUCGGCGGCUGCCACAGCAGACGCGAUCUACAUCCACUUCCACCGCACUCUAGGCCCUCACACCUUCCCGAAGCGCAGCGGCCCAGACCAAGUGUGGAUCUGGGGGACAGACGAGAGUCCGCAGCACAACUUCUGGAAAGCCAAAGACAAAAACCUGAAACACUACAAUGGCUACUUCAACUGGUCCAUGACCUUCCGAAUGGACAGCGAAGUCCCGGUGCCCUACGGAAGAACGCUCAGGCUGCCCGACAACCAAACCGCCCCUGAGCUCGAGGACCUCUUCGCCAAGAAGCCCAAGUUGGCGGCGGCGAUGAUGACCAACUGCGGUCAGAGCUCGAACGAUAGACUUCCUUACAUCAGACAUUUACAGAAACUCAUGAAAGUCGAUUUUUAUGGAAGAUGCGGCGGGUUGCAGUGCCCAGGUCAUUUUAGAAAAGACUGUGAGGUCCUUGAUCAAUACAAAUUCUACUUGUCUUUCGAAAAUAGCAACUGCCAUGAUUACAUUACAGAAAAGGUCUGGUGGAAUGCGCUGCAGAAGAAGGCGGUGCCGGUGGUGAUGGGCGGGCGGGCGGAGGACUACCGGCGCCUCCUGCCGCCCGGGUCCUUCAUCCACGUGGACGACUUCGAGACGCCCAAGGACCUCGCCGAAUACCUCAAGUCCCUCGCCUCGGACCGCGACUCGUACCUGCAGUUCCACCAGUGGCGCCGCCAGUUCGAGGUGGUCCAGGAGCACGGCUACUUCGGGGCGCCCGUCUACCACUACUGCCGCAUCUGCGAGGCCCUCAACUACAACGACUGAGCCGAAGAGAGCAACGCCAUGGAGGUACUGAGCGUCGGCGGCCAGUGCAAGCCGCCGAGGUGGCUGGCGAGAGUGGGAGGAAGGGCCCUGGGGGGACACGGGGGACACGGGAGGGGUUC